Phytophthora nicotianae INRA-310 is the source of this 1294-nucleotide messenger RNA. RefSeq lists its product as hypothetical. Lineage: Eukaryota; Oomycota; Peronosporomycetes; Peronosporales; Peronosporaceae. The record is from RefSeq and is a predicted model, not a curated record. The coding region runs from base 38 to 1111 and encodes 357 amino acids. The transcript has a single exon.
GCUAUCAAAGUAUCACUUUACCAGAUCUCAACCAACAAUGGCACCAAACACGUCUAAUCCCAAUUCAACCAAAAUGACCUACCGCUUCCUGGGCAAUUCCGGUCUCCUCGUGUCCAAGUUUUCUCUCGGAUCUUGGAUGUGGGCCAGCGACGACUACACGGUGGACGCAUGGUACAAAAUGAUGGUCACGGCAUUCCAAGGAGGCGUGAACCUUCUCGACACGGCCGAGAAUUACGGUGAGACUCUGGCGGAGCGCAAUAUGGGCGGAGCCAUAAAAAAAGGCAUCGAAGAAGGCGUCUGGUGUCGCGAAGACCUGGUCGUGACUGCCAAACUGUUCGCAGGGACCACCGCGUGGGACCAAGCUAGUCCUAACGCGCAAGGAUUGUGUCGCAAGCACAUCGUGGAGGGCUUGAAGGCUUCUCUGCAGCGAAUGCAGCUCGACUAUGUCGACGUUGUCUUCUGUCACCGCCCUGAUGCUCUCACCCCCGUUGAAGAGACCGUCCGAGCCAUGAACUUUGUGAUCGAGCAAGGUUGGGCCUUCUACUGGGGCACCAGUGAAUGGCUCGCCUCGGACAUCCAAGAGGCAUGUGAGAUCGCAGACCGGUUGGGACUCAUCCGUCCCAUUGUGGAGCAGCCACAGUACAACAUGAUUGAACGCAACAAGGUCGAGUACGAGUUUCUGGAUCUGUACAAAAAGUACAAACUCGGACUCACGGUGUGGUCCCCGCUUUGCUCUGGUGCACUGACGGGCAAAUACAGCGCGGCGUCCGAGGGCUCUCGCCUGACGACCGAUCUCAAGGCCGGGCCUCCUGUCCGGAUGGAAAUGUUCACGGAAAAGAUCAAAACGGCUGAGAGGCUGAAACCCAUUGCCAAAGGCGUGGGCUGCUCGCUAGCGCAACUAGCUCUAGCGUGGUGCGUCUCGAAUGAGAACGUUUCCACGGUGCUUCUCGGCGCCAGUCGUUCCUCGCAACUUGAGGAGAACCUCAAGGCCUUGGACUUCGUGGACAAGAUCACGCCUGAGGUGAAAGCCAAGAUUAAUGAGGUCGUCAACUUCGUGCCGCAUGCACCUCAGCAAGACUACCUUGCCAACCUCCGAGCCCGACACUUGUAGACUGUGCGAAUGGAGAUCUCUACGCUACGAUACCUAACAGUAGUAGUGACUUGCAUGAACAAAGUUGCAUUGGUACUUAGGAAUCGAUUUUUGGGCUCACAAUGAUUAGCUGUUGCUUCAACUUUCAAACACGAAAGAGGUAAGCAUGUUGUCGGACAAUUCGACCUUCAACUGUGUUUGUGC